AUGUUCACUGAGACCACUCAUUAUUCCUAUGGUCACUACUGUGCCGCUGCAGGAGUUCUUCUGACGGCAUACUAUGUUGUUCCCUAUGUGCUAGACCCCCAUGACUACCGAUGCCGGUUUUCUGGACCGUGGUUCGCAUCUCUUAGUGGCUCAUGGCUUGCAAGAAGUGCUAGCUCUGGCCGUCACUACCAGAAUAUUCUCCAAUUGCAUGAGAAAUACGGGAAGUUUGUGAGAGUGGGACCCGAUCACAUCAGCAUCUCCGACCCGGACGCUCUGGAGGAAGUAUACGGGCACACGAGCGGCCUACUCAAGUCUGAAUUUUAUGAUGCUUUCGCUCGCUCUUCGCGUGACGCAAACUUACUUAGCGUUAGAGAUAAAACUAUGCAUACCAUAAAGCGCAAGCGUAUCGCAAACAUCUACAGUCCUCAGAAUGUUGGAGCUUUUGAACCUCGGGUACGGGUGCACAUUCAGAAAUUUUGCAACCAGCUGGACAUGCGAUGUGCAGCAGCCAUCGUCGAUACUCCUGGAUUUAAUUGGGCGGUUCAAGAUGGCCGUGCAGUCCUUGACAGCUGUUCGCAAUUCUCCUAUAUUGCUUUUGAUCUCAUCAGUGACUUGGCCCUCGGAGUUCCGUUUGGUAUGAUUGAGGCACAGAAGGAUUCGGUCCCCGAUCUCUUGUCUCUCAGCUCCGAAACGAACCUUCAAGACAUAGCUCCUAUUCGUGUUAUGGCACAUGCAGUGACGAAUGCAAUGACCCUUGGAUCCUAUAGCACUUGGAUCCAAAAUUUGCUUUUCUGGGCUCCAUGGUCCCUCUCCACCCGGAUGAACACAGUGAACCUGAUAAAAAUCAUACGGACAACACUUAAUGCUAGAACUAAAGCAGAAAAAGACAAAGACGAAGCAAACAAACAAGGGGUUGAUCUGUUGGACAAGCUGUUCGAGGUUAAAAAUGCCGAUGGAUCCCCGUUGGCGAGUUCAGAAAUUGAAGCCGAAGCCACGAUAACACUUAUCGCAGGGAGCGACACGACCUCCAACACCCUAAGUGCUAUGUCCUACUACAUUGCUUCAAACCCCAACAUCAAGAAGAAACUUCAGCAAGAGCUUGACUCGAUUGACGUGGACUCGGCAGAGGCAAAUGGCCUCGAGGAGGAUCAGCUGAAUCACAUAAUCCCUAGCUUCGAACAGGUGAAGAACCUGCCCUAUCUCACCGCAUGUGUGAAGGAAACUCUGCGACUCUACUCCACAGUGGGCUCCGGACUCCCACGAGUCGUCCCGGAAGGCAAGACGCUGACCUUUGCUGGUCAGACAUUCAACGCAGGAAGCGUCGUCAGCGUACCGUCGUACUGCACCAACAAGUCAAGUGUAUGGGGCCCCGACCCAGACACAUUCAGACCAGAACGGUGGCUAGAGGAAGGGGCAUCGUCUUUGAACAAGUACUUUGCGGCGUACUCGACCGGGCCUCGGGGUUGUAUUGGUCGCAACUUGGCGAAUCUUAAUCUUUUAUUAAUUUCUUCUACUUUCUUCCGUCGGUAUGACAUCGAGUUGGCCAGUCCUACCACCAAGCUUGAAAAUUCUGAAGGAUUUGUUAGGAAUGCAACUCGUUGCGAAGUCUCUAUCAAGCGACGAGUCUGA
Messenger RNA from Rhizoctonia solani, 1629 nucleotides. Its product is annotated as cytochrome P450 family protein. The transcript has 9 exons. The coding region runs from base 1 to 1629 and encodes 542 amino acids. The record is from RefSeq and is a predicted model, not a curated record. Gene Ontology annotation, molecular function: oxidoreductase activity, acting on paired donors, with incorporation or reduction of molecular oxygen; monooxygenase activity; heme binding. Lineage: Eukaryota; Fungi; Basidiomycota; Agaricomycetes; Cantharellales; Ceratobasidiaceae.